UAUUUACCACUCUCUACCACACUCGCUGACUGUAUUUCACCUGCCUUUACCUGCUGGACUAAACGCUGCCAUGAAUCUGUGCGCUGUUCUGCUGUUCCUCAUCGCCAGGGUCUGUGCGGAAAGUCUGGAGGGGCCAACAGCUGGCUGCACGUUUGAGGAAGACUCCGACCCCAGCCUAUGUGAAUACAGACAGGCACAGGAAGAUGAUUUUGAUUGGCAGCUUGUACGGACCUACAGCUGGCCUCACAUGACCUCUGACCUUACACGAGGCUCCUACAUGCUGGUGAACUCUUCUCAGUACGGUGCAGGGCAGCGGGCUCAGCUCAUGUUACGUCCGCUGAGUGAGAACGACACACACUGUGUGCAGUUCAGUUAUUUUCUGUACAGCCGUGACGGACACAGUCCUGGGGUCCUAACCGUGUAUGUGCGUGUAAACGGCGGCUCGCGGGGAAAUGCCGUGUGGAAUGUGUCUGGCUCUCAGGGGCGGCAGUGGCAUCAGGUGGAGCUGGCUGUCAGCACCUUCUGGCCCAGCGAGUACCAGAUCGUUUUUGAAGCCACAAUCUCAUCGGAGCAGAAGGGUUACAUCGGCCUGGACGAUAUAGUGCUGUUAAACUACCCCUGCUAUAAAGUGCCUCAUUUCUCCAGACUCGGGGAUGUGGAGGUGAACGCAGGACAGAAUGCCACAUUUCAGUGUGUGGCGACCGGACGUUCCACCAAGACUGACCCCUUCCUGAUGGAGAGGCGUAACGGUGUUCUGAUGUCGCCGUACUCAGUGACAUCAUCAGUCGGCGAGCGUCGAUUGGUUGCUUGGUUUCAGGUGGGCGGAGCCCAGCGUGGAGAGCAGGAUCUCUACCGAUGCCUCACUCAGUCGACAUACGGAGCCGCAGUGUCGAACUUUGCUGAACUAAUCGUCAGAGUCCCGCCCACACCGAUAGCUCCGCCCCAGCUGCUGCGCUCUGGCCCCACCUACCUGAUCAUCCAGCUCAACACCAACUCUAUAGUGGGCGACGGGCCGGUGAUCCGCAGAGAGAUCGUAUACCGGGCCAGCCACUCUCCCUGGUCCGAAACUCACGGAGUCAACUCACUGACGUAUAAAGUCUGGCACCUGGAGCCCGACACAGAAUAUCGCAUCAGUGUCCUCCUCACGCGGCCCGGAGAGGGAGGAACCGGCCCGCCUGGACCCCCGCUGGUCAGCAGGACCAAGUGUGCAGAGCCCAUGCGUCCUCUCAGAGGACUGACGGCGUCGGAGAUUCAGUCCCGUCAGCUGCUGCUGCAGUGGGAGCCGGUGGGCUACAACCUGACGCGCUGUCACACGUACUCACUGUCCCUCUGCUACCGCUACUCCACGGCCGCAGGGGGCGGAGCCGGCGGGAAUAACGCCACGGUGAGGGAGUGUCUGUCGGUGGAGCGGAACACCUCCCGCUUCACGCUCCGGGACCUGCCUCCGUUCCACGCCGUUCACGUGCGGCUGGCGCUGGCCAAUCCUGAGGGCAAGAAAGAGAGCCGAGAGGUCACCUUCCAGACCGAGGAAGACAUCCCAGGAGGCAUUGCACCCGAAUCUUUGACCUUCACCCCAUUGGACGAUAUGAUCUUUCUGAAGUGGGAGGAGCCGCUGGAGCCCAAUGGUCUGAUCACGCAGUAUGAGAUCAGCUACCAGAGCAUCGAAUCGUCAGAUCCCAGCAUCAACGUUCCCGGCCCACGGCGCACCGUCUCCAAACUAAAGAACGAGACAUAUCACAUGUUCUCCGGGCUUCACCCCGGCACCACAUACCUGGUGUCUGUUCGCGCCCGCACCGCCAAGGGCUUUGGCCAGACCGCCCUGACCGAAAUCACCACCAAUAUCUCAGCACCUGCGUUUGAUUAUGAAGGCGCCCCCUCUCCACUGAGUGAAUCUGAGAGCACCAUAACUGUACUCCUGCGUCCAGCCUUGGGGAGAGGAGCACCUGUGAGCGCCUAUCAUGUGGUGGUGGAGGAGGAUGGCUCCAGACAGGUGAGGCGGAGGGAGCUGGGUCACAUGGAGUGUUUCCCUGCUCCUUCCUCCCAUGGGGAGAGUCCCGGAGGAGGUGGAGGGGCAAGUGGUGCUCCGCCUCAUUACUACACUGCCGAACUCACGCCCAGCAGCUUACCUGAGGCUACACCAUUCACUGUAGGGGACAACCACACCUACAACGGCUACUGGAACACACCUCUGGACCCCAGCAAGAACUAUCUCAUCUACUUCCAGGCCUCCAGCAACUUCAGAGGGGAGACGCGGAUCAACUGCAUUCGGAUCGCUCGUAAAGAGGCCUGUAAGGACCAUAAGCGAGCUCUGGAGGUUUCCCAGCAUGCCGAGGACAUGGGGCUGAUACUGGGGGCCUGUGCCGGGGGGCUGGUUGUUCUCAUCCUCCUGCUGGGAGCCAUCGUGGUUAUUGUGAAGAAAGGAAGGGACAUCUAUUCUUACCCUUACUACCCCAGGAAGAAGGUGAACAUAAACAAGGCGGUGAUGACGUAUCGCCAGGAGAAGACACGUAAGCUGGGGUCACUGGACUGCAGUACGACAGAGCACAGUACACUGCAACAGGACGAUCGCACCACGCAGACCUUCAUGGACUCACAUAACUCCACUGCUAGAAAUGAGCAGCGCAGCUCGGUGAACGAGUCCAGCAGCCUGCUGGGUGGUUCUCCCAGAAGGCACUGCAGGAGGAAAAGUUCUCCGUACCACACAGGGCAGCUCCACCCGGCCGUGAGAGUGGCAGACCUGCUCCAGCACAUCAACCAGAUGAAGACAGGAGAGGGCUACGGCUUCAAGCAGGAGUAUGAGAGUUUUUUCGACGGCUGGGACAUAAACGAAAAGGACAAGACCAAGGGCCGACACGACACCCUUCUGGGUCAAGACCGUCACCGUGUGAAAAUGCAUUCUCUCCUGGCCGAUCCUAACUCAGACUAUGUCAAUGCAAACUACAUCGAUGGGUAUCAGCGCUCCAACCAUUUCAUCGCCACACAAGGGCCCAAGCAGGACAUGAUCUAUGAUUUCUGGCGCAUGGUUUGGCAGGAGAACUGCUACAGCAUCGUGAUGAUCACCAAACUGGUGGAGGUGGGGAGAGUGAGAGACAUCAAAAUCACUCUGCUGAAAACAGAAACGCUGGCAGAAUACACCGUACGCACCUUUGCCAUGGAGCGGCGGGGUUACCCAGCUAAACAUGAAGUCUGCCAGCUCCACUUCACAAACUGGCCAGAGCAUGGUGUCCCGUAUCAUGCCACAGGACUGCUGGCCUUCCUCCGGCGGGUCAAGGCCUCCACGCCGCCCGACGCUGGCCCAGUGGUAGUCCACUGCAGUAUGGGUGCUGGCCGCACUGGCUGUUACAUAGUAUUGGACGUGAUGUUGGAUAUGGCGGAGUGUGAGGGUGUGGUGGAUAUUUAUAACUGUGUGAAGACGCUCUGCUCACGACGUAUCAACAUGAUCCAGACCGAGGAGCAGUAUAUAUUCAUCCAUGAUGCCAUACUAGAGGCCUGUCUGUGCGGAGAGACCGCCAUCCCCAUCAGUGAGUUUGCGCUCACCUAUAAGGACAUGCUGAGUGUGGAUUCUCAGACCAACACCUCUCAACUGCGAGAAGAGUUUCAGGGAGAGCUGUCCGAUGAGGAUUCGGCCGCGCUGCCGCCCUCAGACUUCUGGAGACUGGUGUUUGACUACGGCUGUACCUCCAUCGUCAUGCUCAACCAGCUCAACCAGUCCAACUCAGCCUGGCCCUGUCUGCAGUACUGGCCUGAAACAGGCAUGCAGCAGUUUGGACCCAUGACAGUGGAGCUGCUCUCCAGAUCUACCGAUGACAACGUCGUCACUCGCCUAUUCAGGGUGACCAACAUCACACGGUUGCAGGAAGGUCAUCUGGUAGUGCGACAUUUCCAGUUUCUGCGCUGGUCGGCUUAUCGUGAAAUCCCAGACUCUAAGAAGGCCUUUCUCAACCUGCUGGCACAAGUGCAGAAGUGGCAGAGGGAGUGCGGCGACGGUCGCACUGUAGUGCACUGCCUGAAUGGCGGCGGACGCAGUGGCACUUUCUGCGCUUGCACCAUGAUAAUGGAGAUGGUGCACCAUCACAACAUGGUGGAUGUGUUCUACGCAGUCAAGACUCUCCGCAACUCCAAGCCCAACAUGGUGGAGUCUAUGGAGCAGUACAGGUUCUGCUAUGAGCUGGCUCUGGAGUAUCUGGACUGCCUGGAGGUCAGAUAACACGAGAGCUCCAGACCCCGAUCGACACCGGCUUCAACCUCUUCACCUCGCCUCCUCUGUCUCCUUUUGCUUGGGCCGAUCCAGCCCACCUGAAUGAGCCUUCUGUCCUCCAGUGAGAAUGCACAUCUACAUAAAGAGUGGGAAUGCAAGACUCGGCACAUUUCUUCAACCUUCAACCUCUAUUGUCCUCUGUGCACUUUCUGCUUUGACGUUUUCUCCUCCACGACCUUCUGUGCCAGAUAUUCCUGCCAAACCCAUGAGGGAGUCGAUGAGAUUUCAGCAGCUUUGAGAUUACGACAUGCAUCUCUGAUCAUGUGACUGGCUCUCUGCCUUACACACCAAGCAGGAGGAAAACACGCUGAAUUUUAACGAAACCAUGCGACGACAUGGGUGAUAUUGUGUCUGUACAUUACGUGUAUUGUUAAACUACUGAUGCACCUGAUUUUACCGGAAAGCAUACCUUGAAUUUACGGAUGUGAUGGCAGAUGGAGGUUUUCUUUUCAUUGAAUUAUUAAAGGUGAUGUGUAUAAUUGACGUUAAUCUCCUAUCCCAGCUUCUCAUUACAAGUGUAACACUGUGGCGCUAUCAAAACAUUGCUCUGUUUGAGCAGCAGCGACUCGACCAAUGGCGUGAGUUUGGGGCGGGACUGUCUUUUUGGCUGACCAGUGAGAAAUGGGGGCGUGUUCAGGACUGUUUUUUUAAAACGGUGAAAUUUUCUUGCAAAUCUUGCAAAUGUUUGGUGAUGCUAGUGGUGCAAAAAUUACACUCUUCACCUUUAAAUCUUAAAGUGACACUCUAAAGUGUCAGUGUUUUGACAGGUGAGAGAUGCAAAGAUGGUUCCUGGGUUUAUUUCUUGUUUUUUUGUGUAUAUAUAUAAUAUCUAUUUUGCGAAACAAACAAAAUGUUUCUAGAUGUUGUCUUUAAUGUGCCAACUCGUGUGUGUGUGUGUGUGUGUGUGUGUAUGUGUGAAGAGGAUCACUCACGGAUCUGCAUGCCUGUUUCAUGUUUCAUUGCAAUCCAUUGUGAGCCGUCUGCUUUGGGUGCCGCUGCCCGCUGUCAUUGAGCGCAGUAAAACAAAAAAAGAUACACAACUAUAUAAAAUAAACAGAAAUGCUACUAUUGAAAUACAUUGAGGCAGUCGCCAAAAAGUUGCUUUUUAUCUUUGUAUUUAUUGGUUGUGUUUUAUUUUCUAAAAAAAAAAAAAAUGUAACAUGAAU
Messenger RNA from Sinocyclocheilus rhinocerous, 5424 nucleotides. Its product is annotated as receptor-type tyrosine-protein phosphatase U-like. Gene Ontology annotation, molecular function: protein binding; protein tyrosine phosphatase activity. Bases 71 to 4207 code for a protein of 1378 amino acids. The record is from RefSeq and is a predicted model, not a curated record. The transcript is spliced from 30 exons. Gene Ontology annotation, cellular component: membrane. NCBI's taxonomy places the organism in Eukaryota, Metazoa, Chordata, Actinopteri, Cypriniformes, Cyprinidae. Gene Ontology annotation, biological process: protein dephosphorylation.